Salarias fasciatus (jewelled blenny) is the source of this 2243-nucleotide messenger RNA. Its product is annotated as macrophage mannose receptor 1-like. Lineage: Eukaryota; Metazoa; Chordata; Actinopteri; Blenniiformes; Blenniidae. The transcript has 16 exons. The record is from RefSeq and is a predicted model, not a curated record. Bases 1 to 2190 code for a protein of 729 amino acids.
AUGUGGUACUCCUGGAGCGACGGGACCCCACUGUCCCACACCAACUGGGCUGACGGGGAGCCCAACAACCACGAGGGCCGCGAGGAGUGUGUGGAGAUGGUGAGCAGCCCCAGCGGGACGUACUCCUGGUGGAACGACCUGAACUGCGACGCCCAUCAGGACUGGAUCUGCAAGAUCGUGAAGGGGAAGGAGCCUGUCGAGCCCCGGGUGGCCCCCACCCCUCUCCCAGCGCUGGAGUGCGGUUCGAAUCCCGGCUGGAGGAAGUACAACGGCAUCUGCUACUACUACAACGACACGGACAUGGUGGACUUCCACACGGCGGUGCUGCGCUGCUACGCCGAGAAGGCUCUGCUGGUGUCCAUCCUCAACCAGCACGAGCAGGCCUACGUCAACAGGAUGGUCGGCACCGGGAAGGUCUCCGCAGCCUGGAUCGGACUGAGGAAGUUUGGCGUGGCCAGCGGACAGUACCUCUGGGUGGACAACUCGCCGGUCUCCUACACUCACUGGAGUCCCGGUGAGCCCAACAACGCCAACGGGGAGGAGCAGUGUGUCCAGAUGAACAGACAUCAAGGUGGAUGGAACGACGUCAACUGUGGGUGGGCCGGGGCGGGCUACGUCUGUAAGAAAUACCACGGAGACGACCACACUGCGCCCCCGCCCACCCAGCCCUGGGAGGGAAACUGUCCGGAAGGCUGGAUGCGUUUUAAGGACAAGUGCUUCCUGUUCAAAGGGAAAGCCAACGACAUCCAUGGCUCCUGGUUCUUCGCUCGGGACUGGUGCAAAGAUCAGGGAGCCAAUCUGGCCGUCAUCGACAGCCAGGAUGAGAACAACUUUGUGACCAGCUACCUGAAGGACCUGCAGCACCAGACGUGGAUCGGCCUGUCGGACCUUCUGGUGGAGAACCAGUACGCCUGGAGCGACGGGGUCAGCUCGGUACUCUACACCAACUGGAACGACAACGAGCCCAACAACGUGGGCGGAGCGGAACACUGCGUGGCCAUCACUCACACCAUGGUGGCGAGCGGCAGGUGGAACGACGACGCCUGCAGCAAGAACCACAGCUUCGUCUGCUCCAUGAAGAAAUCGAGCAGCAUCGAUCCCUCCCCGGCGACCAAGCGCCCCUGCCCGUCCGGCUACAUCUCCUGGUACCAGAACUGCUACAAGCUGGUGGAGGAGGCGGCGAGCUGGGAGGCGGCGCAGGCCGCCUGCCGGCAGCAGGACCGGGGGGACCUGGUCAGCGUGGACUCCAGCUACGAGCAGGCCUUCCUGUCCGGGGUGGUCCUGCAGGGCAAACACGAGGCCUGGAUGGGACUCCGGCGCCAGGGCGACGGCUCCUACAAGUGGUCGGACGGCUGGCCGGUGUUCUUCACCCAGUGGGGCCCCGGAGAGCCCAGCAACCUGCAGGACGAGGGCUGCGUCAGCAUGCACGCCGCCUUCCCCUUCCACGGCACCUGGAACGACACCGACUGCGCCGUGGCCAAGUCCUACAUCUGCAAGAUCUCCUACGACUCUCCGCCGCCGACCCCCGCCCCCGGCGACGGGCAGUGUGUGUUGGACUUUGUGCCGUACGGCCGCCACUGUUACUACACGUACGACGGGAGGAAGGGCUUCUCCUGGUCCGAGGCGCAGCACAGCUGCCAGCAGGCCCACGCCGAGCUGGCGUCCUUCCACAGCCGGGCAGAGGUGGAGUUCAUCGUCAGCCUCAACCGCACCAAGUACCUCCACCUGUGGAUCGGCCUGACCCGGGACAGGAACUUCAGCUGGGGGUGGACCGACAAGACGGCCGUGGGCUUCCUCAACUGGGCGGCGGGCGAGCCCAACGCGGCAUUCCACCCCGGGGAGACCGGCGAGGAGGAGUGCGUGGAGAUGUACCACGACGGCCUCUGGAACGACAACAACUGCCUGGAGAGGAGGGGCUUCGUCUGCCGCCACCGCCAGUACUACCACACGGACGAGAACAAGGACCCGGUGUUUCCCACUGAUGAUCCCGGCAGCGGCAGUGACGGCGGCAAUGGUGGCGUGAUCGCCGGCGCCGUCAUUGGUGUCAUCGGUGCCAUCCUGGUCGUCUGCCUCAUUUGUAAAUUUCUGUUUGACGCCAUCCGCGCCCGAGGCCGCAUGCAGGUCAGCAUCAGCUUUUCAGCCAAUCCCACAUCGAGCGGCGUGUUGGCGUUCAACAACCCCAACGUCUGAGAGGAGUAAAUCACCGGGACGGCGACCGCGAUGCGUUCUGUUCAAUCAGCAAU